AUUAAUAAGAGGGUGCGUACCCUGGGAUUGAUUCAGUGAGCAAGCUAAUUCCAUGGCUAUCGGCAAGUCACCCCUAUGCUAUCUAAGCUUCUCUCUCUUCUCAGCCCUACUCCUGAUUCUUCUAGCCACACUAACAUCCGGGAACGGGCUCCAAACCCCAAAGUUCCAUGGUUUCUCAUUCCGAGAAAUCACGGUGCAGCAAAUCCAGCUCGGUUUCAAGCGAAACCAAUUCACCUCCAGGAGACUGGUUGAGUUCUACCUUAAAGAAAUCGACAGAAUCAACCCCUUGCUUAAGGGUGUCUUAGAGUUGAACCCAGACGCACUGUCCCAAGCUGAUAAGGCUGACCACGAGCGCUCUACUAAAGCAGCCAUUUCACUCUCUCCGCUGCACGGUGUUCCAAUUCUGAUCAAAGACAACAUUGCAACCAAGGAUAAGAUGAACACCACGGCUGGCUCGUACGCAUUGCUCGGCUCGGUUGUACCACGGGACGCCGGCGUGGUGACCAAGUUGAGAAAAGCUGGGGCUAUUAUAUUGGGGAAGGCCAGCUUGAGCGAGUGGUCUCAUUUCAGAUCGAAUAAUGCACCCAGUGGUUGGAACGGCAGAGGUGGCCAAGGGAAGAAUUCUCAACGGGACAUCUCAAAAUCCAUGAUUUGCGAUGGCUUGCAGAAUCCCUAUACAGGGGGUGAUCCUUGUGGAUCAAGCAGCGGAUCAGCAAUAUCCGUCGCAGCAAAUAUGGGAGCAGUGUCGAUAGGGACCGAGACUGAUGGCUCUAUUUUAUGUCCGUCCAACAAUAACUUGGUGGUGGGCUUCAAACCGACGGUUGGUCUCACUAGUAGAGCAGGAGUCAUACCAAUAUCCCCAAGACAGGACAGCGUGGGGCCCAUUUGCAGGACAGUGUCAGAUGCUGUUUAUGUUCUUGAUGUCAUCGCAGGCAUUGACUACAAUGACAAGGCGACAAUUGAAACAUCGCGGUACAUUCCGAAAGGUGGCUAUGCACAAUUUCUCAAGGCUGACGGGCUCCGAGGAAAGAGACUGGGGAUAGUGAUAAAUCCCUUCUAUCUUGGGAUCGGCAAUGAUACUAUAGCAAUUAUUGAAAAACAUCUCAACACUUUGAGGAAGCGAGGUGCAGUGCUGUUAGACAAUCUGGAAAUACCCAAUCUUGCCGCCUAUGGCAAUUCCGGGAGCGCUGAAAACACCGCAAUGUUGGCUGAGUUCAGAAUAUCCUUGAAUGAAUACCUAAAGGAGCUAGUGGCUUCCCCAGUGCGUUCCUUGGCUGAUGCAAUUGCCUUCAACAAGAAAAACCCAAAAUUGGAGAAGCUUGAAUAUGGGCAAGAACUUUUUAUAAACGCAGAAGCAACAAAAGGGAUUAGGAAAGCGGAGAAGGAAGCAUUAUCAUUUAUGAAUAGACUGAAUAGAGAAGGUUUCGAGAAGUUGAUGACAAAGAAUAAGCUAGAUGCCUUAGUGACUCCUACGGCUAGUGUUUCCCCCACCCUUGCAAUUGGGGGUUUCCCAGGAGUAAUUGUCCCCGCAGGAUUUGACUCUGAUGGCCAACCUUUUGGUCUUGUUUUUGGAGGACUAAAGGGUUCGGAGCCAAAGCUGAUUGAGAUCGCAUAUGGCUUUGAACAAGCGACAAAGAUCCGGAAGCCUCCUAAACUUUAAGGCCAUGUAACAGCUAGCAUUUAUUCUAUGCUCUACCCUUCGUAUGAAUAUCAGCAAAAUGAUGAAGCUGUUAUCGAUAUGCUGCAAAAAUAAAAAUAAAAAAUGAUAUUAACCUUAAAUAAAUGCUCGAUGUCAUCUUUACCA
Molecule: messenger RNA, 1804 nt
Organism: Carya illinoinensis
Lineage: Eukaryota; Viridiplantae; Streptophyta; Magnoliopsida; Fagales; Juglandaceae
Product: probable amidase At4g34880
Exons: 5
Coding region: 53-1660 (535 amino acids)
Source: RefSeq, a predicted model, not a curated record